Leucoraja erinaceus (little skate) is the source of this 3054-nucleotide messenger RNA. RefSeq names its product histone-lysine N-methyltransferase MECOM-like. Gene Ontology annotation, molecular function: RNA polymerase II cis-regulatory region sequence-specific DNA binding; DNA-binding transcription activator activity, RNA polymerase II-specific; protein binding. The record is from RefSeq and is a predicted model, not a curated record. The coding region runs from base 61 to 2796 and encodes 911 amino acids. NCBI's taxonomy places the organism in Eukaryota, Metazoa, Chordata, Chondrichthyes, Rajiformes, Rajidae. The transcript is spliced from 17 exons. Gene Ontology annotation, cellular component: nucleus. Gene Ontology annotation, biological process: regulation of transcription by RNA polymerase II.
GAGAGAGAGAAAAAUACAUCUGAGAAUCUGAGAAUCCCAUCAUCAUCGGAGCCAGCCACCAUGAGAUCCAAAGGCAGGGCACGGAAACUGGCCACAAGUGAUGACAGCCUGUAUGAUGGGUAUGCAGCAAGCACAGCAGAAGAGGAGCCGAAUGCUGAUGAUGAGACAGGGCAUCUGUCCCUCAGCACCCACGAUCUUUCCUCGCCUGCCACCUCAAUUGAAGACUUUACACCAAAGGAGGGCUCGCCUUACAAAGCUCCCAUCUACAUUCCAGAUGACAUCCCCAUUCCACCUGAAUUUGAGCUCCGUGAGUCAAGCAUUCCUGGUGCUGGAUUAGGAAUAUGGACUAGGAGAAAGAUUGAAAUGGGUGAAAAGAUUGGCCCUUACGUUGGAGAAGAGUUGUCGAGCCUGAAGGAUCCUUCUCAAGGCUGGGAGGUUUUGGACGAGUUAGGCAAUGUAAAGUUCUGCAUCGAUGCCAGCCAGCCUGAUAUAGGGAGCUGGCUCAAAUACAUCAGGUUCGGACGGAGCUAUGAUCACAACCUAGACGCAUGCCAGAUAAAUGAUCAGAUUUUUUACAGAAUUAUCCGAGACGUUAGCCCAGGGGAGGAGCUCUUGGUGUUAAUGAAGAGUGGAGGCUACCCACCAGAAAUAAUGGCUCCAGAGAUACACGAGGAGCAUGAAUAUCGCUGUGAUGAGUGCAAUAAGCUCUUCGAGUGCAAAGCAGAGCUGCUGGACCACCAGAAGUUUACCUGCAGCGGUUCCCCCACCGCAUUCUCCAUGGUAGACGAAGACUUCAAACCAAAACUGAAUGGGGAAGAUGAACUUCACGAGUGUAAGGAGUGUGAAGGAGUCUACCCAGAUGCUCAGAGCCUGGACAGCCACCUGCUGACACACACAGAGGAGAGAGAAUACAAGUGUGACCAAUGCCCCAAAGCCUUCAACUGGAAGUCGAACCUUAUUCGUCACCAGAUGUCCCACGACAGUGGCAAGCACUAUGAAUGUGAAAACUGCUCCAAGGUUUUCACAGACCCCAGCAAUCUGCAGAGACACAUUCGCUCACAGCAUGUCGGGGCUCGGGCCCACGCCUGCCCGGAAUGUGGAAAGACAUUUGCCACUUCCUCGGGUCUCAAGCAGCACAAGCACAUCCACAGCAGCGUCAAGCCAUUCAUCUCAUUCUCUCAACCGAUGUAUCCAUUCCCCGAUAGAGACUUAAGUGCUGUACCCUUAAAAAUAGAGCCCCAGUCACCCAGUGAGCUGAAGAAGCUGAGGGGGGCAAAUUCCGAGUCGCCCUUUGACCUCACAACCAAACGCAAGGAGGAGAAGCCAGUGCCACCCGUGACCUUAAAGCCACUGACUUCUCACCAUGCAAGUGAAGAGCAGCCACUGGACCUGAGUAUGAGCAGCAGAAGCCGGGCCAAUGCAAGCACCCUGGUGGCGCCAAGAAAGAACCAUGUGUUUGGGGAGAGGAGGGGCUCCAGUAUCGAGCAAGCCAAGAGCUCUGACCAUUCACUGCAACAUGCCAAACCAACCCCUUUCUUCAUGGAUCCUAUAUACAGAGUGGAAAAAAGGAAACUAGCUGACCCAGUUGAAGGACUAAAAGAGAAGUACAUGAAGCCUGCUCCCAGUUUCCUAUUCCAUCCACAGUUCCGCUUGCCAGAUCAGAGAAUUUGGAUGUCAGCGAUUGAGAACAUGGCGGAGAAGCUGGAAGGUUUCAGUUCAUUGAAGCCAGAAGCCAACGACCUCCUCCGCUCCGUCCCCUCAAUGUUUGAUUUUAGGGCUCCCCCGUCUGUCAUUCCAGAGAGCCUGCUGCGAAAGGGCAAGGAACGGUAUACCUGCAGAUACUGUGGCAAGAUUUUCCCAAGAUCUGCAAACCUGACCCGACAUCUUCGGACACACACUGGAGAGCAACCUUACAGGUGUAAAUACUGCGACCGCUCCUUCAGUAUCUCCUCCAAUUUGCAGCGGCAUGUGCGCAACAUUCACAACAAGGAAAAACCAUUCAAGUGCCACCUCUGCGACAGGUGCUUUGGUCAACAAACCAACCUGGACAGACAUCUGAAGAAACACGAGAACGGAAACAUGUCAGGGACUGCAACAUCUUCACCUCAUUCAGAAAUAGACAGUAGCAGCGCCAUUCUGGAUGACAAGGAGGAUUCCUACUUUACAGAAAUACGCAAUUUCAUCGGAAACAGUAACCACACUGAAUGUUCCCCAGGGCACUUAGAGGAGAGAAUUAAUGGGAGUCACCACGGGGAGAAAAAUCUCAUGGCUAGUCAGAAAAUUCGUGAAUUGGAUGAUGAUGAUGGAGAAGACGAAGUGGAGCUGGAGGAAGAGGAAAUAGCCUGCACCCCAAUGAGAAAACCGACCAGUGAUCCAGUUGCUUGUAAGCUGGAUGGAGGAAAUCAAGAUGGUUCUGAAUAUGAGGCAAGGGAACCAGAGCAGGAUAACAAGGAGUCUUCUAGCAGUUUUAAAGCAGAUGAUGUGAGGCUUGAAAACAAGAGUAGUCUUUCUGCCUUGGAACACAUCCGGCACUUCACAGACAGCCUCAACACAAGGAAAGCCGAGGGCAGCCAGUUUGUUGAGGCCGAUCUGAACACAUACAGCACUACCCAUCUGUCUGAGGAUCUGAAGCAGCCCUUGUACAGGAAAUCCAAGUCACAGGCAUACGCCAUGAUGCUAUCUCUGUCCGACAAGGAACCUAUCCACUCCUCGCCCCACAAUGCUCCCAAUAUGUGGCACAGUCUGCCGAGACCUGCAACAGAGCCCAGCACCCUGCAGUCCAUCAGCCAUGUAUGACACUUCGCAAUAACCGGAUGGGACCAAGUCCAGCGGCAUACAUAGCAUGGCAUUCCUUUCAUUUUGAUUCUCUUAUUUUUAACCCUUUCCUUUCGUGUCUAUUUAUAGAGAGAGACUCCUGAGCAGAGAGCCUUAGAAAUCUGCUGGGUCACCCCGAUCGGAAUUUUGUGACCUUAAACUGACAGUUUAAAAAAAAAAAAGAAUUGUAUUUAUUCUCCUAGUAUUUUGUUUUGCACAGCGAAGGCAGCUGCGUUGUUG